This is a messenger RNA of Coregonus sp. 'balchen', 6467 nucleotides long. The record is from the annotation of a GenBank genome assembly. NCBI's taxonomy places the organism in Eukaryota, Metazoa, Chordata, Actinopteri, Salmoniformes, Salmonidae.
UCCCAGUCUGUCCAUCAGAAGGCUCCCCUGAUGAAGACUCUGCUGCUGGCUGGUCCUGGGGGCGUAGGGAAGAGGAUGCUGGUCCAUGCUCUGUGCACUGAGACCGGGGCCAACCUCUUCAACCUGUCCCCCAGAAACCUGGCUGGGAAGUACCCUGGCAGGAGCUGCCUCCAGUACCUACUGCACAUGGUCUUCAAGGUGGGCACCACACUGGGCACAUCAAUUUUACCAUUGCAUUCAAGUCACUAUACGUUUUAGACACUUGCAUUUUUUAUUUUUUUUAUCUGCUACAAUGAAGACAGGAGUGAUUGACAGAAUGCAUAAAAAUGGGCACAUGUAGGAGGGGAGAGGUCAUUGUCUGGUUUGAUUCAGAUAGUAUAUGCACACAUACUGUAUGCCCCACAAAAACCAUUUGGCUGUGUACAUGAUUCAUUAUCUGUGUUGUGAAUGAAAUGCCUGCGGUUGUAGUCAGGAAUAAGCUGCAAUAUGAGCUUGAUGUCGCUAUAUGUUGCUAUGUCAGCUUGAUGUUGCUAUGUGUUGCUAUGUCAGCUUGAUGUUGCUAUGUCAGCUUGAUGUUGCUAUGUGUUUCUAUGUCAGCGUGAUGUUGCUAUGUGUUUCUAUGUCAGCUUGAUGUUGCUCUGUGUUGCUAUGUCAGCUUGAUGUUCCUAUGUGUUUCUAUGUCAGCUUGAUGUUGUUAUGUGUUGCUAUGUCAGCUUGAUGUUGCUAAGUGUUGCUAUGUCAGCUUGAUGUUGCUAUGUGUUUCUAUGUCAGCUUGAUGUUGCUAUGUGUUGCUAUGUGAGCUUGAUGUUGCUAUGUCAGCUUGAUGUUGCUAUGUGUUGCAAUGUCAGCUUGAUGUUGCUUUGUGUUGCUAUGUCAGCUUGAUUUUGCUCUGUGUUUCUAUGUCAGCUUGAUUUUGCUCUGUGUUUCUAUGUCAGCUUGAUGUUGCUAUGUGUUGCUAUGUCAGCUUGAUUUUGCUCUGUGUUGCUAUGUCAGCUUGAUGUUGCUAUGUGUUGCUAUGUCAGCUUGAUGUUGCUAUGUCAGCUUGAUGUUGCUAUGUGUUGCUAUGUCACCCAGAUGAUCAACACAGUUGUCUAUCGGUCAACACAGUUUUUGUUCACGGUUACACUGUGACAUUCUGCACCACUGACUCAUCUGAGACAUGGGGGGGGAGAGACAUGGGGGGAGAGAGAGAGACAUGGGGGGAGAGAGAGAUUUGUCUUGCUUGGACACCUCUCUAUGCAGCUGUCUUGAGAGGCAAACAAACCAGGAGCCCAUAGCCACAUUGUUCUGAAUCUGGCCUGUCAGCACCUAGGUCGGCACCCUCUCUAAGUGCAUGUUGAGAUCAGGAGCGUGUCCUGACAGCACUUCCUGCUUGCUGAGGCAGUGUUGGUUUCUAAAAGGCUUGUAACAUUUGGGUUUGACUGCCUCCCUCACCCCAAGUUGUUUUUGCCAAUGCCAGCCAUGGAAACACUGCAAGUCCACAAUGCAGUAUCUCCAAAGGCCUGUAUGUGUCAUAACUAACGACUUACUAACUCCUCUUCCUCCCCUUUGGGACAAAAGGCAAUAAUGAGCUCUUUCCACCGCUUUCUGUCCUUGGCCACGUGUUGUGCCUCGUCACACGAGAUGUUCAUCUUGGCCAGCUCGUCCGUCACCGUUCUGCGCCAGGUAGUUUUAGGCCUCACAGGUCUUCUUCUCCCUGGUAGAGUCCACCUUUUUGGGAUGCCAUCUUGUUCCUUCUGGAGAACAUGGCCAAGCCAACACAUUCGUCUGAUCUUGAUUUGAUGGGUGAUGCUCUGGCUUUUGGACUUCCUUUAGAGUUUGUGCUUGGUGAUGUUAUUUGGCCUGAAAAUGCAGCAAAUUCUUCAGGGGAAUCCAUUAUGGAAUGCCUCAAUCUUCUUCAUGUCCGCUUUGAUGACCCGCCUGCAUUCAGACCAAUACAACAGGAUGGACUUUACAUUGCUGAAUAACAGAGAACAUUUUUUAUGUACUCUUUGGUCACACUUUAUUUGGAUAGUCCAUCUGUAGAUGCUCUACAAACUAUCUGUUGAUAAGCAACUGACUAUCUGUUGAUAAGCAACUGCUUGCUAAGGUUACGUUAGGAUUAGGGUAAGGCUUAGAAUAAGGAUUAGGGUAAGGUUUAUAAUAAGGGUUGGGGUAAGGGCUAAGUUUAGGGUUAGGAUAAGGGUUAUGGUUAGGGCUAGGGUAAGGAGAUACUCUGUAGUUUAAAUGUUACUGAUAGUCUAGUUAAUGUACGAUUUGUGUGUGGGUGUUAUUUUGUUUGUGUGUCUGUGUGAGACUGUUACUGAUGUUUCUGCUGGUUAGACUGUUUGUUUUGUUGAGGUUACUAAUUUGCCCGUAUGUGAGAGAGUUGUCAGGGGGAGAGUUGUUUGUACAUUGGCGUUAAUGUGCGUGGGUGAAAUAAUAGAUGUGACGGUUGCUUCUCUGUGUUGCUUUGUUUUGCUGUGGCAGGUGGCUCGCCAGCUGCAGCCCUCUGUAAUAUGGAUCGGAGAUGCAGAGAAAACCUUUUAUAAGAAAGUCCCAAAGCCGGAGAAAGAGGUACAUUUUCUACACAACAGCAGCAUAUCUCAAUACCAGUGUUCAUUUUGUCAACAAAAAUGGUGAAUGAAAUAUUCGGCAAACACAUAUUUUUCAGUGGCAAUUGACGAGACUAUAACUGACUAAAUAGAACCAGAAAAAAAUGUUUUUUAAUUGUAGUUGACUAAAACGAGACGAGACGAAAUUAUCUCUGUGACUAAAAUCUGGUGGACUGAACAAUAGUUUUUUUGGAGAGAUUGAGAGCUUUUCAGUGAGAAGCACAAUUAAUAUUAGCAGAACAGAUGCACAGUGCAGUUGUGUUCAGCAGUGGGAAGGACGCACCACACCCGGCACACACAGUCUAGCCUACAUCAGCUGCUGAGCUGCGGGGGAGCAAGCGAUGUGUGUGGGCAGACAGGCUCCACUCCGGCUCCGCCUCCGAUUAUACACAUCGCGCAGGCGACUCUGUUGCUUCCUCGUAGCUAGCAAGUCACCACAAGCCUUCUAGUUAGAUACCCUUUGCCUGGUUAAGAAACACAAGAUGCUUUACAAAAUGAAAAACAAUAGCAGCAUUAAGUUUAAUAGUAAAACAACAGUCUAGCUAUGUUUUUCUCUCCCUUGAGUAUAGAAACGUUUUUGAAUUUGUAGCCUCGCUCAACCCUCACACUUUCCCCACUGCGUUUCAUAGCCAGGUUCUGUAGCCAACGUGCUAGCCAAGUCUCCCUCUUUUCCUCCGAGAAAACGGCUCUAUUCUAGCCAUUACCUUUCAAAGGAUAUGACUCAUAUUACCAGCGCUACGUUUCUUUCCUUUCUAUCAUGCAUUGGCAGGCCGUUCUAAAACUAGGCUACUUGCGGACUCGAUUGGGACUCGAGGUUAAGUGAAUCGACUACGUCACUGGGUGAAACAGUCAUUAGCUCCCAUUCAAAGUCAUUAGUCCUCGUACUACUUCUGGACAUCAAUGCCUGUGGAAUGUUGAUAACAAUGACAUCACAGAGUGACAACACAUACUACUUUACCAAUACUUUACAGCACUAUCUGGUGAUUGUGCUUCUCUCUCUCUCUCCCUCUGAGCUUGUGUGUGCCUGAAAUGGAAGGGGUCUGAAUACUUUCCGAAUGCACUGUAUGUAAUAUCUAUGUAGGCUGAAUUAAGAAUUUACAUGGCCAGAUAAUUGUUAUAUAUUCUUAUAUUUAUGUUGGUAGGACAAGGCUAUGUCUGUUUAGUCACAUGGAAGUCAGUGAUUUAUGUUUACUAUAGGUUAAUGUGGCAAUACAAAUGUGAUGUGAUAAAAUGAAAGGGCAUUUAGUUGACUAAAAUGGCCCACUGUUUUUGUCAUUUUGACAAUAACUAGACUAAAUCAUUAUUCAAAUGACAGAAAUUUGACUAAGACUUAAUUAGAUUUUAGUCAAAAUGACUAAGACUAGACUAAAUCUAAAAAACUGUGCCAAAAUUAACACUGCUCAAUACCAGCCCUCGGCACACUACACUGCACAUUUACAAACAGUGUAAUCAAGGGACUUGUUUUGACAAAAAUGUUUACAUAGCAGAUUGUCAGGUAACCUUCUACAUUAUUUUAUUGUUUGUGAAUUAACUAAAGUGGGACCCACAUCCAUUGUUGGGUAACAUGGGUUAUAUGAGUUGACAGCUGUGAGCAAUUGAAAAUGUACAAAUGAGUUAGUUUAUGCUGCCCUCAUGUGGCAAGUCAUAACUCUCAACCCCCCCCCCCCCCCCCCCCUCCUCUCUCUCUCUCUCUCCCAUUCCUCCCUCUCUCUCUCUCUCUCUCUCUCCCUCUCCUCCUCCACUCCUCACCCCUCUCUCUCUCUCUCUCUCUCUCUCCCCACUCCUCCCUCUCUCUCUCUCCCACUCCUCCCCCUCUCUCUCUCUCUCUCUCUCUCCUCUUCCUCUCCACUUCCUUUUCAUCUCUCCCGCUCAAUUUCAAUUGAAUUUAAGGGCUUUAUUGGCAUGGGAAACAUAUGUUUACAUUGCCAAAGCAAGUGAAAUAGAUAAUAAACAAAGGUGAAAUAAACAAUACAAAAAAAAAUAACAGUAAACAUCACACUCACAAAAGUUCCAAAAGAAUAAAGACAUUUCAAAUGUCAUAUUAUGUAUAUAUACAGUGUUGUAACGAUGUCCAAAUAGUUAAAGUACAAAAGGGAAAAUAAAUAAACAUAAUUAUGGGUUGUAUUUAAAAUGGUGUUUGUUCUUCACUGGUUGCCCUUUUCUUGUGGCAACAGGUCACACAUCAUCUCUCUCUCUCUCUCCUCUCUCUCUCUCUCUCUCUCUCUGUCCUCUCUCCCUCUCUAGAUGGAGCCUAAGCGUCUGAAGAAGGACCUAGUAAAGGUGUUGAAGUCCAUAAAGCCUGAGGAUCGUGUUCUGGUCGUAGGGACGUCCCGGAGGCCCUUUGACGCAGACCUCAAGCCCUUCUGUAAAGUCUAUAGGAAGAUCAUCCUCAUCCCCAGACCUGACUACGCCUCCAGACUGGGUGGGUUGUCUAUAGUGGUUUAUAGUGGUCUAUAGUGGCUUAUAGUGGCCUAUAUUGGUUUAUAGUGGUCUAUAGCAGUCUAUAGUGGCCUAUAGUGGUUUAUAGUGGUUUAUAGUAGUCUAUAGUGGUCUAUAUUGGUUUAUAGUGGCCUAUAGUGGUUUAUAGUGGUCUAUAGUGGUCUAUAGUGGUUUAUAGUGGUUUAUAGUAGUCUAUAGUGGUCUAUAGCUGGGCCAACCUGAUGGCUAUGGCCAAACAGAAUCUGUGGCGGUUUCAUUCCCUGAAGCCACCUAGAAAUUGAUAUGAAAAAUACUGGUGGAAUGAAUUCAUAUGAUAGGCCUACCAGUAAACAUGCAUCUUUUCAAAUCGUUUUUUUCUCUUUCAUCCACAUAAAUCCAUUCAUUUUGUAUUCAUUGCCCACUUCUGGUUUGAACACGAACCUUUCUAUCCCUGUCUGUGCUGUGUCCUCCAGUGCUGUGGAGGGAGCUGCUGCGUGGCGGUGGUGCUCACCUCCCCCCCAGCCUGGACCUGAGCUCCCUGGCCAAGGUGACAGAUGGCUACACCCAGGGCCACAUCCUGCAGGCUGUGAGGCUGGUUCUGACCCCUCGCAGGCUGGCCCAGCAGACUACCAGAUCACUGACCGCUGCAGAGUUCAUACCUCCACUGGCCAGACAGGACCCUGUCUACAAGGAGGAGGAGGAGGCAUUUAAGGUGUAGUAGAAUCAAUCAAUUAAUGAAUCAAUUAAUCACCUUUGAUUUGUAUAAAGCUUUUUUACAUAUGCUUAUCACCAAAGUGAUAGCAACCCGAACGAGCCUUAACUCCCACAGAAAUUAGAGGUGACAAUUGGCAAGCUCCCUAUGUAGGAGGAAGGAAGUGUUUAUUUUGCCGUUAUAACAGUGCAAAUGGUACUCUGUAGCUCAGUUGGUAGAGCAUGGCGCUUGCAAUGUCAGGAUAGUGGGUUUGAUUCCCGGGACCACCCAUAUGUAAAAAUAAAAUAAAAAUACAGGCAUGACUGUAAGUGGCUUUGGUUAAAUGUGUCUGCUAUUUGGCAUAUUAUUAUAUAUAAAAAUAAAUUUUGCCUCUGGUGUGCGGAUUGGUCAACAUCUAUUCUCAUCAGAUAUGAAUUCAGUAUAUAAUCAGAAUUCAGUACUAUCCAAUGAACUCCAUAUAUAAAUUUGAGUCAUGCUCCAACAAUCACCACAUGGGGGCGCUGUGUUCCUACAGUUAGGAAGGGAAUGCCACUGUAUAACAGGCUUCAUUUUCUCCAACUGUUGAUUGAUGUGUGUGAAUGUGUUGCCAGAUGUGGUACGGCAAGACACCGUUGGGUAAGAAGAGGGCACGGGCGGCCAAGGCCAUCGAGGAGGAGGGAGAGUCGGGCAAGGACAAAGACAAGCGGGGCAGUGGGAAGAAGAGAGGGAAAGAAGGGAAAAGCAAGAAGAAGAAAAAUAAGUAA